AUGGAACAGCACCUUUCCAAGACCCUGAAGCCCGCGCGCAACCCAUAUCUCCCCAAACUUACCCCCCUUGUUCGGCCUCCACCACCCCCCGGCUGGAAGAACGCACGGUCGGAUGUUUCUUUGGCUCAUCCUCGUGGAGAAACCAGCAGCAUUCAUAGAGCCAAUGCGUCUACUCUCGCCGAGCCUAUACUUGUCCCUAACCCUCUCCACACUACCGAUGCCAAUCUUACUGCGCUGGAAGGCGACGACUUACUGCGUGCUGCUGAGGAUAUAGCAACUGUCGCCAACCCGCCACUCCGUGAUUUCAACAGCAAUUUGUUUACUUCUAACGUCGCGCAUACCGUCAGCACCUCUCCAACUUGCGAAGAAGACGCUUUUGUUUCAAGUCGGCCUUUGGUUCUGUGUUCUGACGGUGUCAAAAGAUCGCCCGCUCAGGUCGUUGAACUAUGGCAUCACCAUCUCGAUGUUCUUCAAGUCCCCCGUCCCCCAGCAAGCUUCCUAAAACUCAAUGCAAACGACUCGGAGGUGCUCUCUGGUUAUCCGUCUGUUCAACAGGAUCCUGCAACUUCGCACGAUGAGCCCGGGGUAUGGCAUAUUCUAUUCCCCACCAAUGCCUUCAUCUCAUUGCUGUCAAAACAGGAUAACAAGCCACUGACAUCCAAGGAGCCAACGACUCCGCAAUCGGGCGACCAAUUCCGCGAUGCUUUGACCGCGUCUUUCCCUCCCACACCUGGUCAAGAGGACGUCAGCAAGAUAUACUCUGAUUUCCAAGCACAAGUUCGCCGCGAGUCCGCCAUCGAAGGAGAAGAUCUGGCACUUGCAUCCGACGGGGAAGGCUCUGGUGUCUCGUCUAUCUCUGAUUCGCAGGCUAGCGGUGUCGAUUCAAAUGGUGGGGAGGUGGUGGAUGCUCCUGAGACGGUGCUUGAGGAUUUGACGAAUGCACCUGUUGACGGUGAUAACAAGGAUGGGCACAGGCUUAUCAAGAGCAAAAAAAUAAUCAAAACCGUCAAUCAUUGUCUCUCUUAG
Messenger RNA from Mycena indigotica, 1026 nucleotides. RefSeq lists its product as uncharacterized. Bases 1 to 1026 code for a protein of 341 amino acids. The record is from RefSeq and is a predicted model, not a curated record. The transcript is spliced from 7 exons. NCBI's taxonomy places the organism in Eukaryota, Fungi, Basidiomycota, Agaricomycetes, Agaricales, Mycenaceae.